AUGGCAGGAACAGAUAUGGACCCUGAGGUGGCUCGGGGCUUAUUUGAAGAAGGAGCCACGCUUGUCUUACUUGGUGUUCCUGAGGGAACAGAGUUGGGGCUUGACUACAAAACCUGGACUUUGGGCCCUCGGUUCCGUGGGGUGAAGAUGAUUCCUCCAGGGCUUCAUUUCCUCCACUACUGCUCUGUCAGCACAAAUAGAGCUUGUGGUGAAAUUAGCCCCAAAAUAGGCCUGUUCCUGUCCCUGAAACCUCGCGAGGUGCUUGUAGCUCAUUGGAACAAGAGUGAAGAUGACUUGGAGUUCUCCCAGAACCCAGAGGAGGUGGAGCGCAUAAGGGCCAAUCUUCGUGAACUGGACGGGUAUCUGGGCCCGUAUCCCUAUGACACUCUCCGGAAGUGGGUUUCCCUGACCGACAGACUCAGUCAGGAGGUUGCCAUCGCUCUGCAGCCCCUCAGUGGGAGGGUGUGUGCCUUUAGUGAUGUUAUCCCAGAACUGCAGCUGACCCAUACUAAAGACCGGGCAGAGCAGAAUCUGCCCCGCAAUGAUCAGGAAUGUCAGAGUAUGAAGGAGGGGCUGGACAGACUGCCCCGGAUGAAACAAAGGGAAGGCACGGAGUUGCGAUUUUCCAACAUUCCCAAACAGGCGUACCCUCCUGGGGCAACACCUGCACAGAUCACCCAGUAUAGUAUGGAUUGGAGUUACACUCUUAACUGCGUGCUUGAGAGCCAUUAUAAAGAGCAACCUCUCAAUGUACUAGGAGAGCUGCAGUUUGCAUUCGUUUGUUUCCUUGUUGGGAAUGUUUAUGAGGCUUUUGAGCAUUGGAAAAGCCUGCUGGCUCUGCUGUGCCGCUCUGAGGAGGCCAUGAAGGACAGGAAGGAUCUGUAUCUGGGUCUCAUUGCUGUACUAUACCAUCAGCUGGGAGAAAUCCCUCCGGACUUCUUUGUGGACAUUGUGUCCCAGAAUAACUUUCUCACCUCCACACUUCAGGACUUUUUCCAGUUUGCCAGCAGUCCCGGGGUCGACAGCACAUUACGGAAAAGAGCUGAAAAAUUUAAAGUCCAUCUGACCAAAAAGUUUCGGUGGGACUUCGAUGCAGAUCUUGAUGAAUGUGCUCCAGUGGUGGUGGAGCUUCCGGAGGGAGUCGCUGUGGACUGAUGCUUUUUCACGUAUUGCAGCCACUUCUGUGUUGUGCUUGAAAUUACAUAUUUAAAAAAUACAGUGCAAGAAGCUGUUUGAAACUGCAGUUUUAUAUUGUUUUCACAUGAACAUAAUCAUGUCUUUUCAGACUGCAUUCAUCAGAUACUACAGCAUCUGGUUAUUGUUCUGUCAUUUCAUGAAUAACAUUUUUUUUUGACCAUUUCAUUUUAUUAAAGCUAAUUAUUUCACUUCA
Messenger RNA from Megalobrama amblycephala (Wuchang bream), 1390 nucleotides. RefSeq names its product AAR2 splicing factor (gene aar2). Lineage: Eukaryota; Metazoa; Chordata; Actinopteri; Cypriniformes; Xenocyprididae. Gene Ontology annotation, biological process: spliceosomal tri-snRNP complex assembly. The record is from RefSeq and is a predicted model, not a curated record.